UAGUUCACCCACAAUCCCAAAUUUGUCAAAAUCUGAAGGCGGCCCAAAAUUGCCGGCCCUAAAACUGGUAGAAGCAAGUAAGCAACUGGACUACCGGAGAAAUUAGUGAUUUGUCAAGGGGAACUGUUCACGAAGCAGCCGUUGUUGGACGCACCGGCCGGACAUGAUGAAUUAUGCAACAUCCCUGUGUAGAAGACUGAAUCUCAGUGAGCUGGUAUCAAAAGUUCCAGUCUACAGUUCUGGUAGUGAUGCAUCUGGAGGGGGUUUGAACUUGAUAUUGAGGCGUUGGGCUUCCAAGAAAACUGCAGGUUCCACAAAAAAUGGGAGAGAUUCAAAACCCAAGAAUCUUGGGGUGAAGAAGUUUGGUGGAGAAAGAGUCAUACCUGGAAACAUUAUUGUUCGUCAAAGAGGCACCCGAUUCCACCCUGGGAAUUAUGUUGGGAUCGGCAAAGACCACACUCUAUUUGCUUUAAAAGAAGGUAAUGUCAAGUUUGAACACCAUAAGCUUAGUGGACGCAAAUGGGUGCAUGUUGAGCCCAAGGAAGGUCAUAUGCUUCACCCUAUCUACUCAAAUGCUGCAGUUUCGCAACUGGAGACGAGUGUUUAAUUCUCUUGCAGUAGCAUAGCAUGACAAUGUUUUGUACACAGAAUUUAUUCAUCUCAUGAACAUGAGAUAUUGCAUUUUACGUUUUUUGUGAAGACAAUGGGACUUCUGAUCUGAUUUCUUUGUUUAACA
Messenger RNA from Daucus carota subsp. sativus, 736 nucleotides. RefSeq lists its product as uncharacterized. The coding region runs from base 164 to 607 and encodes 147 amino acids. NCBI's taxonomy places the organism in Eukaryota, Viridiplantae, Streptophyta, Magnoliopsida, Apiales, Apiaceae. Gene Ontology annotation, cellular component: ribosome. The record is from RefSeq and is a predicted model, not a curated record. The transcript is spliced from 4 exons. Gene Ontology annotation, biological process: translation. Gene Ontology annotation, molecular function: structural constituent of ribosome.